AUGUUCGAAUGCUGUUCUUACCAGCUCCAGCAGGAGCUUGCACUAACCGAGCAACACCCUAGCGAAAGCAGACGCAAACGAUGGAGAGAACUCAAUGAAAUCCUCGCUAACAAGAGAGCAAAGAAAUCUGCUGAUAAAGAGUCAUCAGUAUACCCGAGCAUCGCCUGGGCUGACGUGAAGGAGGUCUUCCAACCCUUUACCAAGUAUUGUCAAGAAACCUUGCCACUCCCUGAUGAUUUAAUUAACUUGUUGUAUAAAUACACCUCUCUCGCUGUUAACUGUCUUGGUGUCAUCUCGACGGGAAAAGAAGCGAAGCGACUGCACUUUAUCGCACCUGUUCUCAUACUCGUAUGCUGCAAGCUGGACAAUGUGGAAAUCCUUGUUGAAGAAGAUAUGGAUGGCAAGAACGUUCAGGUCAAUGGCAGGUUCGAGUUUAUCAUCCAGCGUGGCGGCAAACGCGUUUGCAUUGUCGAAGCAAAGAAGGAUGACAUCGAGCAGGGUAUGGCACAGGAUUUGCUGGGCUGCGAAGCGGUUGCGGAUAUAGAGCGCUUGAAUUGUGUAUACGGCAUUGUUACAAACUACAAAGAAUGGAUAUUCUUGCGAAGUCUCAACAAUCGAAUUGAGCUUGAAGAGGCGACUAUAACGUUUGAUGACAAUAUGCCAACACGAAAGUCUUUGGCUAGGAUUGCUGGCAAGAUUAAUGCAAUGCUCUCUGGAGAGCUGGACGAGGAAUAA
Molecule: messenger RNA, 735 nt
Organism: Paraglomus occultum
Lineage: Eukaryota; Fungi; Glomeromycota; Glomeromycetes; Paraglomerales; Paraglomeraceae
Source: the annotation of a GenBank genome assembly